Messenger RNA from Phycomyces blakesleeanus NRRL 1555(-), 1869 nucleotides. RefSeq lists its product as hypothetical. The transcript has 4 exons. Bases 1 to 1869 code for a protein of 622 amino acids. The record is from RefSeq and is a predicted model, not a curated record. Lineage: Eukaryota; Fungi; Mucoromycota; Mucoromycetes; Mucorales; Phycomycetaceae.
AUGUCUAACAACAAUAUAAACAACACUAUUUAUGAUAUUUCCACCAUUCAACAAGUCUUGAUCAACUCACCUUUGGAAGGAAUCAAGAUGCUUCCUUUGAAUUUGACAAUAUUAGUAAAAGCUAGUGAAUGGGAAAAGUGUCUGGAGCGAAUCAAUGUCUUAUGCUCAACAAAAUGGAAUAAAAAGCAUAAAUAUUCUGGAAAAGGUUUAGUUUUUGGAGAGACUAAAAAAUGCCACCGUGCUGGCCAAUAUAUAACAAACUGUCAAUUACGUCUUGCCCAGAAAGAUACAAAGGCAUACUCUUGUACAGCUGCCUUAAAAAUUAUACAGCAUCUCGACAACCCCAAUGUUGUUACAUUUUGCCAAACAAGGGCACAUGUAAACCAUGUUCCUGGAGACUGGGACGAAGUCAGAACUCUUCCUUUGCCUUCUGAAGCCGUAAAGAUUAUUGAAGAUCAGUUGAAAAGUGCCAGCAGCUGUAGAAGUACAAGAAUUUCAGUUCUUAGACAGAUUGAUAGUUGGGGAGUUGGUGUUAGAAAGCCUAAUUAUGAAGAAAUUUACAACAGAAUGAGAAAGAUGACUACUUUGUUAUAUAUGUUUGCUUCUGAUGAAAAUGCAUCUAUUUCCAUCUGGUUAAAUGUAAAGCUAGCAGAACAAAACUAUUGCAUUUUUGAAAUCAAUCUUUCUGUUUAUAAUGACAGUAAAAAACAAUUUGCCUUUGGAUUUCAAUCACCAAUGCAAGUUUCAAUCAUGAGAAUCUCACAAUCUUUUUGUCUCGAUGCCACCCAUUCCAUUUCGUCCAGAAGCGACGAAGUAUUAUAUACUUUGGUCACUUGCCAUCCUCAAACAGAAAAGGGAUUCACUGUUGCAUACAUGGUAACAAACAACCAGACAGCCAUACCCAUCAAAAUUUGGCUUGACUACCUGUGCAUCAAGAGCAGCUUCGUACCAAUGAAUAUCACUAUUGACUGUAGCAUUAUGGAGGUUAAUGCAAUCAAAGAAGCAUUACCUCAUGCUACAAUUCACUACUGUGAUUUUCAUGUUUUUCGCGCUUGGCAGCACAACCUUGACAGCAAGAUUAAACUUAAUGCCUCUUAUACAUCAGAACAACUUGGGAAUUAUAAGACUGCACUAAAGAACUACCUGAGACACAUUCUCAUUGAGUCCAAUGAAGACGUGUUCCUAAGAGCAAUUGAAGAUUUUAAACUGAUGGUUCAGGAUCAAUCUCAGUUUUUGAAAUAUUUUGAGAAGAAAUGGACCGAGAACAAAGAAUUGUUGCAAAGAUGGGGGUGCCCGUACGUUAGCCAACAACAUCAGAGAUAUGUGACAAACAACUAUGUAGAAUCAUGGCACAAUCAACUCAAGACAAUCUACUUUGGUCGUGCAUGCAUCAGAAGAUUGGAUCGACUGAUUUUUAUCUUGACAAAUGAUGUGGAGUUCUAUUUUGAACAAGAGGUUGAGCGUAUUCACUUCAACAAUGCAAGAAAUUCUUUUGUUGCUUCAAAAAUCCAAAAUGACAUGCUCCCUUCCAUGAUUCUCAACCCUUUGGGUGAGACUGGUAACAGCAUGGAUGAUUAUAAUGACGCUGUAAAUGCAAACAAGAACGAAGUUGAGGAAGAAGUAGAAGAGGAAUUAGAGAGUGGAGGUACUGCUGAAGAUAGAGGUGUAUAUGUCUUUGACAAAAUUGCAGCUUAUUCUGCAAUGAUGCAUCACGGCUUUGUAGAUUUUCAAACUUUGAAGACAAUUCCUGGCUUAGAUCAAACAAAGGCAGAUCUUAUAAAAAGAGCACUCGCAGAUACUUUGAGGUUGAUGGAUGAAUAUAGAAGUAAGAACCCUUCAUAUUUUAGAAACAUGAAUACUCAGAGAUAA